AUGGCAUCUAAAGCCUUGACCCGAGAGACGACAACUGGCGCUGCGCUGGAGCAGGUCCAGGGAGCCAUCCAGAGCCCAGCGACAGAGGUUGUUCCCAAGCCGCCUUCUGACCUCGAGGAACUCAAGGCUGAUUGUGAUUCAUUCACUUUCACAUCAUUCACUACAGAGGAUGCUUUUGUGCUGGGCAACCUUCUCUACGCCCGUCUUUACCCAUACGCUGUCAAAGGCAAGCCGACGGUGAUCUCAAUUGCCCUUGCAAAUACCUCCCAGGUUGUCUUCCAAACCGUUACCGGACCUGGCACAGCUCCCGACAACGAGCAAUGGGUUCGCCGUAAGAGGAACACUGUUCUCCGAUUCGGCAAUAGCACAUGGUUCAUGCACAACAAGUUCAAGGGGGACGAGGUUGCUUUCGCUGCCAAAUAUGGUAUUGCAGAUUCAAACAAGGGUGACUACGCAAUCCACGGUGGAGCUAUCCCGAUUCGUGUCCAGGGAGUUGAAGGGAUCGUUGCUGUUGUCGUGGUGAGCGGGCUGAAGCAAGACGAGGACCAUGGAGUUAUUGCCGAUGUUAUCAAGAGUAAUUGGAGCUGUUAG
Messenger RNA from Fusarium musae, 591 nucleotides. RefSeq lists its product as uncharacterized. Gene Ontology annotation, biological process: post-translational protein targeting to endoplasmic reticulum membrane. NCBI's taxonomy places the organism in Eukaryota, Fungi, Ascomycota, Sordariomycetes, Hypocreales, Nectriaceae. Gene Ontology annotation, cellular component: TRC complex. The transcript is spliced from 2 exons. The record is from RefSeq and is a predicted model, not a curated record. Bases 1 to 591 code for a protein of 196 amino acids.